Hemiscyllium ocellatum (epaulette shark) is the source of this 4006-nucleotide messenger RNA. Its product is annotated as lysine-specific demethylase 9-like. Gene Ontology annotation, cellular component: nucleus. Lineage: Eukaryota; Metazoa; Chordata; Chondrichthyes; Orectolobiformes; Hemiscylliidae. The coding region runs from base 8 to 2044 and encodes 678 amino acids. The record is from RefSeq and is a predicted model, not a curated record. The transcript is spliced from 7 exons.
GUUCGCGAUGGCGCAGCUCGGCCUGGUCCGCUUGAAGGCACCGAGUAAAGAGCCGCGGGAGAGGGAGCCCGGCCCCGGCACCGGCCCCAGUAUCAGCCCUGGGCCCGCCGCCAAGCGCCGCAAAACACAGCACCACGGCCUGAGCCUCCGGCCUCCCGCCAGCUCAGCCUCGGUGCUCCGUUACCCGGCCUCCCCUGCUGGCCUCUACUCUGUGCGGCCUCCUCCCGCUCCCGCAGCGGCCUCCGGCGUGGCUGUCCCCGGGCCCGCCGCCUGCCCCGUCACCUCGCCACCCUCCUCCUCCUCCGCCGCCGCUGCCACCGGCCUCCCCGCUCCCGCCCUCCCCAAGACCAAGGGCCCGAAGGAGAAGCACCCGCGACGGGACAAGGAGAAGAAGCACCGGCCGCGGAAGGAGAACAGCGACUGCCGGCCGCCGCCUACCCCGCCCCCACCGGCCAAAGGUGGCUCAGAUGAAAAUGGGAAAAGCCGAAGACUGGAUGAAUACUUGGGCAAAAAGACAAAGAAAAAGAAGAAAAAGAAACAUCGGGAAGGUGAACGUCCGAGACGACUAAAAAUGUACAACAAAGAGGUGCAGACGACCUGUGCAGGAAUCACUAACUUUGACCUGGACACUUUGGGGCACGGUUCCUUGGAUGAAUCGAGUGUAAUCAACAAAUCCUCUGUAGAACAUAAUGAACAGCUUGACAGAUUGGAUCUGAAAAUGAGCCAUUGUGCCAUCCCCUCAGGUGCACAGUUACCGUACUUAUCUCACAGAGACCACUGUGUACGUAAGGGACUCUUACGGACAGGUUCCUCUAAAUUUGCCCAUUUCAUUCACGUGGAGCAUCAACCAAAUGGUGGUGCACCAGUGCUCCAUGCCUACAUGGAUGAACUCUCUUUUUUGUCUCCUAUGGAGAUGGAGAGGUUUGCUGAGGAAUUUCUUGCUUUGACUUUCAGUGAAAAUGAAAAGAGUGCAGCUCAUUAUGUAAUGGCUAUUGUACAUGGAGCCGCAGCUUACCUGCCAGACUUUCUAGAUUACUUUGCUUUCAACUUCCCCAACACUCCAGUGAAAAUGGAAAUAUUGGGGAAGAAGGAUAUAGAAACUACAACCAUCUCGAACUUUCGUGCUCAGGUUUCACGGACUUACUGUUGUGGCACAUACAGAGCAGGUCCAAUGAGACAGAUCAGCUUGGUGGGAGCAGUGGAUGAAGAGGUUGGAGAUUACUUCCCUGAAUUUCUGGACAUGUUGGAAGACUCUCCAUUUUUGAAAAUGACCCUGCCAUGGGGCACCCUGUCCAGCCUUCAGCUACACUGCCGGUCUCAGAGUGAUGAUGGCCCAAUAAUGUGGGUAAGGCCUGGUGAACAGAUGAUCCCGACUGCAGACAUGCCCAAGUCCCCCUUUAAGAGACGGCGGUCAAUGAAUGAAAUCAAGAAUCUCCAAUAUCUACCUCGGGCCAGCGAGCCUCGUGAAAUACUCUUUGAAGACAGAACACGAGCUCAUGCAGAUCAUGUGGGCCAAGGAUUCGAUUGGAAGAGCACAGCAGCUGUCGGUGUGCUCAAGGCUGUCCAGUAUGGAGAAUGGAGUGACCAGCUUCGAGUAACCAAAGACGUGAUCUGUUUCCAUGCAGAGGAUUUCACAGAUGUUGUACAGAGAUUACAGUUGGAUCUACAUGAGCCACCAGUAUCCCAGUGUGUGCAAUGGGUGGAUGAAGCAAAACUCAACCAAUUAAGGCGAGAGGGCAUCCGGUAUUCCAGGAUCCAACUCUCGGACAACGACAUAUACUUUAUUCCUCGAAAUGUCAUACAUCAGUUUAAAACUGUGUCUGCCGUUUGCAGCUUAGCCUGGCACAUACGCCUGAAGAAAUACCAGCAGGAAGAAGCAGAACCAAACAAUGACUCUGAAAUCACUUCUAAAGAGAUUAAGACAGAGACUGAUGUGAGCUGUUCAGAUGACACAGUAAUAAAACCUGAAGUCCAGGCUAAGUUGCCAAUAAUACAGGAAGAUCACAGUCAUCAGACCCAGGAUCACCAAGGUUUUCCACAAUGACGUGUGUACAUAUUCAACUUUUUAAAUAAAUAUUUUUUCUUUCUUUUUAAACAGGGAUGUGAAGUUUUAGUUUUAUAAGUUGGCCGGGAUUCAAAUUUUGGUGAAGAAAUUGUGCCGUUCUUAAAGUGUGCUUCUUGAAUUGCAGUGACGUUCCAGAGCAGUUGGCAAGUGCCUGCUGGUCGUGUUUACACAGACGUUUGACCAACUCAUGGAUAGGAAUCGGGCCUAUUUAAUUUCCGCCUUUAGAUGAGAUGCUGAACAAAAAAUAGUUGUGCUGAAGUUGCAGUGGGUCACAGAGAAACAGGUGCAAAAAAUCACAGGAUUGUGACCAGCAUUACAAAUCACCAGCUUAGGUAAAGGAGCCUGCCCCUUUAAUUGUCCUGUUAAUUGGUUAAAAUGAAGAGAGGCAAUGCUAUUUGCUGUCAUUUUACAUUCUCGUUGCUUUUAGUUGAAACUACCAAGGUCCGAUUUACUCUGCUGGAAUUAAACCUGCCGGUCUCACUCUGCCUGCAUUAAUAUCUGUGAAUCCAGUCAUUCCAGAUCAAUGUGGUUAAUUCACAAUUACCCUCUCAAUGGCUCAGCUGUGCACAGUUCGGGCAGACAGUGAAUGUGAAUGUUGGCUUGCCAGUGCCUUCCACAUUCUCAGAAUAAAUAAAAUUUAAAAAUCCAAAAAAAGGCAAAAUGCUGGGUACUGUAACUAGAAGGUUAUUGUCAUAUAAUUAUCAUCUUGGAUUUGGCCCAACAACGUGCACUUCCCAUUGGAUUAUAAAACAUGUUGAAAAUACAAAUAUGAAGAAGGCUAAGUGUUCCAACUAUUGUCAGUUGCCUGUUGUAGUCCACAUGAGACACUGCCCACUCUUAAUUACCUCUUCCAGUCUUUUUCUCAUUUGCCUUCUCUUGCUUUCUCUCUGCACUAUGCAUCAGGCCCUUCCAUAAAUGUCAGUGCUGUCUGCCACAUGGCGUGAUUGAGGUUGCUACACUCCUUUCAUUCUGAAAAAGCUCCUUUCUCAUUCUGUAGUAUGUUGUCAAUGAUUAUCUUUUAUUUGUGUUCUCUUUUUGAUCUGUCUUAUGAGUGGAAACAGUCUCCCUGUGUCACCCUAUUAAACCUUUCCAUAAUCUCGAGGCACUUACCAGGCUUUCUCCAGGGGAAGGAGCCCUGUAAGCCUGCUUGAUCUUUCCUGAGUGUCGCUGCAUUGAUUUUUUUUUAAGGGUCAGGUUUUCGCACAGCCGCAGUGCAAGAUGAUAGAAAAAGAUUAUUCUCUGCAUCGGGCCUACCAGAUACAGGCAGGUGCCCUCACCAUCCACAAAGUACCAACACAGUCGAACCAGAGCAGGAACAGAUUUAAAAACAAGGGCCAGGUGGUCAUUUUGGGGUGGAGUGUAAUGGAAUAUCCACCCAUUUAAGCAAUCAAAACCAGACCAGGAGAGCACAUCUCUGCUAUUUAUAAAAUGUCUGAUUCUAGCUACCUUACUCUGCUGUGAUCUGUGCUGCAGCCAGGAUCUGAUCCAGUGUACAGUGAAUCUGCAAUUCAUGCCUGAACUGGCAGCUUGUCAUUGAUCUCAGGAAAUCAAAUACUUGCUCUGUGUGAUCCAGCAUUUGUACUUCUUAAAAUGCACCACUUCACCGAUUCCCUGUUUCACUGCACUUUCCCAGUCCUUCUGCAUCUAAUGUGCUCUCCGCCCAUUAUUCUUGAAACCUCUCAGUCCAAUCCCUCUCAGAGUCUCAGAACUUUUUUCUAAAAUAAAUUGGCUCAGCAUUUGAAAUUUGUGUAAGCAGCAAAAAUGAGUUCAAAGACAUAGCUGUAUGGAGUGUAUACAUUGGAAAUAGUGGCAAAUUCUAAAUGUGGCUGUGUAACUUUUAUUUAUGUUUAACACCAGGCAAAAGUGAGGACUGCAGAUGCUGGAGAUUAGAGUCAAGAAUGUGGUGCCAGAAAAGCACAGCAGGUCAGGCAGCAUCCAAGG